Saprolegnia parasitica CBS 223.65 is the source of this 1323-nucleotide messenger RNA. RefSeq lists its product as hypothetical. The coding region runs from base 1 to 1323 and encodes 440 amino acids. The transcript has 8 exons. Gene Ontology annotation, molecular function: protein-containing complex binding. NCBI's taxonomy places the organism in Eukaryota, Oomycota, Saprolegniomycetes, Saprolegniales, Saprolegniaceae. The record is from RefSeq and is a predicted model, not a curated record.
AUGAGCGACCUGGAGCCGUUUACAAAUUACGGCAUUUACCUCCACGCCUCGACGAGCAUGCUGCUCAACAUGACCCCGUACGACAACUUCUCCAUCCAACAUGUCGGUCAUUGCGAUUGCACCCGAGCACUACCUGUACGCUGCGCUUCUGUCGUUUGCGGGUUUUGCAUGAUGUCGCUCAUCUUUGCGAGCGUGACGGCCAUCUACAUUCGGCAAACGUCCCGCGCGUCCGAGUACCAAGCCAAAAUCAAGACCGUCAUGUCGGACCUCAAGGCGCUGCAAGUGCCACGCGAGCUGCGCACGUCGGCCAAAAACUACUACGACAUGCUCUGGCGCGUCAAGAAGACAUCGGAUCGCUACGAACGGGCGAUCUACGAAGACGAAGACUUGUCGCCUCUGAUUCGCGCCGAAAUCGCACUUCACAUCCACCGACGCACGAUCGCGCUCGUGCCGCUCUUCAAAGGUUGCACGGACGACUGCCUUGCGUCCGUGGUCACGCGGCUCAAGACGCAUUUGUACAACGAGAAGGACGUGAUUUUCCACCGCGGCGAGCCCGGGCGAUGCAUGCUCAUCAUUAUCCGCGGCAAGGUCAAGAUCAUUGGCCCCGACAACGCAGUCGUGGCCGUGCUCAAAGAAGGGAGCUUCUUUGGCGAGAUCGGCCUCCUCGCCAAUACAUCGCGGUCCGCCACCGCGGUCGCCGCUUCGUUUUGCGAGAUGAAGAGCCUCGACCAAGUGGACGCCGAGGUCAUUUUUGCGCUGUACCCCAACAUUUUAGACCGCUUGUACCGCGAGUCGGACAAGCGCAAGCGCGAGAAUAAGAACCGGUCGAGCGUCACCAGCAUUAAAGUGCUCGACAAUGCGCACGUCAUUGACAAGGACGCGAUCGACGAGAUGACGUUCGAAGAACGAAGCGCGCCACUGAGUCGCGUCUUUGAGCGCAGCAGCAGCGCCAACGAAGUCCUCAAGGGCGAGCGCUUGAGCCUCAUGGUGGCAGCGAACAACGGCACUCGGAGCUUGAAGAACCUACAGAACGACCGCACGGACUCCGAGCGCGCGAUAUCAUCCCCACCAAUUGCCGCCGGCUCGGGCCACACCGUCGUCAAAGAAACCUUGUCGAGCCUCACGAGUCUGCGCGUGGACGUCGAGCGCCUCAAGGAUACACUUCAAACGAUUCUCGAAAACCAAGCGCAGCUCAUGACAAAGCUCAAUGCGGUGGGAACCAAGGGCUCUGUACACAAGCGCAAAGAUGGCACCGUCGUCAAGUCCAAGGCCACGACAGAUCGCUCCUUUAAGCUGCGCCGGCAGCGGAGCCGUGGCCCGUGA